Ipomoea nil (Japanese morning glory) is the source of this 1736-nucleotide messenger RNA. Its product is annotated as G-type lectin S-receptor-like serine/threonine-protein kinase At1g11300. NCBI's taxonomy places the organism in Eukaryota, Viridiplantae, Streptophyta, Magnoliopsida, Solanales, Convolvulaceae. Gene Ontology annotation, biological process: recognition of pollen. The transcript has 2 exons. The record is from RefSeq and is a predicted model, not a curated record. The coding region runs from base 18 to 1736 and encodes 572 amino acids.
GAUUAUAUGAUCAGUUUAUGUUGAUUGCAGGCACGCAAGAGGCGAAGAAAGUUUAUACAUACGCCAUGGAAUUCCGCAGGAAGGUUGGGUUUCUCACCCUCUGCCACCAUCUUUUUCUCACAAUUUCUUUUUUCUGUCUCCAAUUUGGUGUUUCUAGAGAUACAAUUACUGCACACCAUUCUUUGGAAGAAUCAGAAACUAUACUCUCCAAUUCCCAAAAUUUCAAGAUGGGAUUUUUCCGCCCGGAAAAUUCUACCAAGUAUUACGUUGGCAUCAUGUUUAACGUCCCGUCCAUGGCCGUUGUAUGGGUAGCCAACAGAGACAAAGGUAUGGAUGAUUCCAGGGGAAGCAUGGGAAUCUCAGCAGACGGGAAUCUUGUGGUGUUGGAUGGAGAGAAGAGAGUAGUAUGGUCGUCGUCUACUUCUAAAUCUAAUAUUUCAACUUCUUCUCCUGCAACUGCAAAUACUACUGCUCAGCUCCUGGAUACUGGAAACUUGGUGUUGAAAGAUAGCUCAAGUGGAAGCUUUUUAUGGGAAAGCUUUGGUGAAAUCUCCGAUACUAUUGUUGAGGGAAUGAAACUUGGCAAUGGUUCGAGUAUUGGCAUAACAAGGGAGUUGAGAUCGUGGAAAAGUCCAUGGGAUCCAUCCCUGGGGAUUUUUUCUUAUUGUCUUCGUCUUCAACAUCAAGACAUUCCAGAGGUGAUUGUGGUACAAAAUAACAGUAAGAUUUACUGGAGAACCGGUCUAUGGAAUAAGCAGAUAUUCAUUGGAGUGGUGAACAUGAAUUCUGGGUAUGACUAUGGAACUCAAAUCAUUAAGGAUGAUGAAGGGGACAUCACCUACGACACCUUUAAGAGCAUGAAGGAGUCCACUAAAUUGCACUAUGUCCUCAACUCUGCUGGGUGUCUGGUGGAGAAGCAUUGGGAUGAAGAGAAGAGCCAAUGGGUGUUGAAAUCGGAACAAUGGGUGGUGAAAUCGGAAAUUGGUACAAGUGGGCAGCAAUGUGAUCUGUAUGACAAGUGUGGGCCAUUUGGAAUUUAUGAUCCCUAUGCUUCAAAAAGUUGUAGUUGUUUGAAGGGCUAUAGACCCAAAGAUGAAAUGGAAUGGGGCAAUGGAAAUUGGAGCAGUGGGUGCAUCAGAAAAGCUGCACUUCAGUGUCACAGAAACAGCUCGAAUGAGGAAAACAACAAGAAAGAUGGGUUCUUGAAGUUGCAGAGGGUGAAAGUGCCAGAUUUACCUCAUUUGGUGCCUUCUCUUGAUGAGACUUGUGAAACUGACUGUUUGAGAGAUUGUGCCUGCAUAGCUUAUUCGUACUACACUGGGAUUGGUUGUAUGCACUGGUCCCAGGAUUUAAUUGAUAUCCAGCAGUUUUUGACAGGAGGAGCAGAUUUAUACAUCCGUCUAUCAUAUGCAGAAUUAGACCAAAAGAGAAACAAAAAAGUCAUCAUUAUUGUAAUUACAUUGACUAUAGGCUCACUAGCAAUUGCUUCUUGCCUGUACUUUGGUUUGCUUAAGCACAGAGGCAAAAAAUCUUCAAAAAUCAUGCCUAGAGAAGACGCCAGCCAAGUUAAGCUACUUGAUGAGUUACCAGUAUUUGACUUUGAGAUCAUAGCAAAAGCAACCGAGCAUUUUCAUUCUGGCAACAAGCUCGGGGAGGGUGGUUUUGGUUCAGUCUACAAGGUAUAUGUGGCUUUCGUUUCCCUUGUGACUAUAGUGGAAGGUUGUAUGUACAAAUGA